Molecule: messenger RNA, 666 nt
Organism: Cynocephalus volans (Philippine flying lemur)
Lineage: Eukaryota; Metazoa; Chordata; Mammalia; Dermoptera; Cynocephalidae
Gene: ADTRP
Product: androgen dependent TFPI regulating protein
Exons: 6
Coding region: 1-666 (221 amino acids)
Cellular component (GO): membrane; endomembrane system
Source: RefSeq, a predicted model, not a curated record
AUGACAAAGACUUCUGCAGGCAUAUACCACUUCCUUGUUUUGAGCUGGUAUAUUUUCCUCAGUUAUUACACCCAAGAACAAAUAAAGAAUAACGAGAAACUCAAAACCGUUCUACGUUGUGGACGGUGGAGGUACUUGAUGCUCUUUAAUCUGGUCGCCUUCCUGGAUGAUGUGCUAAGAAUCAAAGGGAGAAAAGACAUUAAGAUCAUAGCUGCCUUCGGAGACCUGCUUUUCACCGUACUGGCUUUCCCUGUAACCACAUUUGUAUUUUUGACAUUCUGGACCAUGUUUCUCUAUGAUCUUGAUCUCAUUUACCCACUGCCUCUACAUGAAAUCUUUCCAGGAUGGUUGAAUCAUGCAAUGCACACUCUCACACUGCCCCUCUCACUGGGAGAGGUCAUCCUGAGGCCACAUCGCUACCCAUCAAAGAAGACAGGACUCACCUUGGUGUUUGUUGCUGUCAUUGUUUACUUCAUCAGAAUCUUAUGGUUCUACUUGAAGAUGGGUGUGUGGGUGUACCCCGUGUUUGCCAAACUCAGCCCGGUGGGUCUCGCAGCUACCUUCUCUCUCGGCUAUGUCGUGAUCGCCAGCAUCUACCUCCUUGGAGAGAAGCUCAACCGCUGGAAAUGGGGUGACGGGAGGCAGCUGCGGGAGAAGAGGAAGUGA